AAGCCAAGCGGCGUGAUGGCGGGUCGAGGCCGGCCCUGCGCGGCUUGGAGGCCGUGGCUUCCGCUCCUUUUGCUGCUCUCGUGGCGGGGCGGCGGGGCCCGGGCGGCGGCGCAUAUCAAGAAGGCCGAGGCCGCUUCUUCUUCUUCCUCGGAGGCCCCGCAUUACUUGGACGACGCCGAGCUGGGCGAGGCGCUGAGGCGGCUCUCUGAGGAGGAGGCUCCGCGAGGCCUGGCGCGGCGCUUCUCCAUCGGCCGCUCCAACCAGGGGCGCGAGCUGUGGGUGCUGCGCCUCAGCGAAGGCCUCCCGGGCGGGGACGGCGGCGGCGGGCCUCCCCUGGCGGGCCGCCCUCAGGUGAAGCUGGUGGCCAACAUGCACGGCGACGAAGCGCUGGGCCGGCAGCUGCUGGUGCGGCUGGCCCGGGAACUGGUGGCCGGCUGGGCUCGCGGGGAUCCCCGGACCCGCCUCCUCCUCAGCACCACCGACCUCUUCCUCCUGCCCAGCCUCAACCCGGACGGCUUCGCGCGAUCCCGGGAAGGGGAUUGCCAGGGAGUCGGCGGGCGGGAGAACGGACGGGGCCUCGACCUCAACCGCAGCUUCCCCGACCAGUUCGGCGCCGCACAGCCGGAUCUGGCCGCCGUGCCCGAAGUGCGCGCGCUGAUGGAGUGGAUGCGGCGCAACCGGUUUGUGCUUUCUGGGAACUUUCAUGGGGGAACCGUUGUUGCAAGCUAUCCAUUUGAUGACUCAAAGUCACACAAGUCCUCUGGAAUAUACAGUAAAUCAGCUGAUGACGAAGUUUUCAGAUACCUGGCCAAAGCCUAUGCUUCAAACCAUCCCAUCAUGAAAACGGGCACCCCAAACUGUCCUGGGGAAGAGAAAGAAACCUUCAAAGAUGGCAUCACCAAUGGAGCUCAGUGGUAUGAUGUAGAAGGUGGAAUGCAAGAUUAUAACUAUCUUUGGGCUAACUGCUUUGAGGUCACAUUUGAACUUUCCUGUUGCAAAUACCCGCCAGCUUCUCAGCUUGAGCAAGAAUGGCUGAAUAACAGGGAAUCUUUGCUCACUUUCAUUGAAAAAGUACACAUUGGAAUUAAAGGAUUUGUGAGAGAUUCGGUCACUGGGGCUGCCUUGGAAAAUGCAAGCAUUGCUGUGGCUGGGAUUGCUCACAACAUUACGACUGGACAGUUUGGUGACUAUUAUAGACUGUUGGUGCCUGGGACCUAUAAUAUCACAGCUUCCGUCUCGGGUUACCUGCCAAUCACCAUGGAGAACGUUGAAGUAAAGGAAGAAAAUGCAACCGUAGUGGACUUUUCCUUGCAUCCUACAGUCACAAUACUGACUUCCAGCCCCACCAAGGAAGCGCUGAUAACGACCAGCAACUCUCUUGACAAUGCAGCAACUACCUCUGCUGUAAACAGAACAACCUCUGCUCGCCAGGUGAUCCAGCCGGAUGAUUUUCGCCAUCACCACUUCCCUGAUAUGGGUAUCUUUCUGAGGAAAUUUGCCACUGAGUACCCAAACAUCACCCGACUCUACUCGGUGGGCAAGUCAGUGGAGCAAAGGGAAUUAUAUGCCAUGGAGAUAUCGGAUAACCCAGGCAUUCACGAAGCAGGUGAACCAGAAUUCAAGUAUAUUGCCAAUAUGCAUGGCAACGAAGUGGUGGGAAGGGAAUUGCUCCUCAACCUCAUCGAGUACCUCUGCAAGAACUACGGUACCGAUCCUGAAGUGACCGACUUGAUCCAAAAGACUCGGAUCCAUAUCAUGCCAUCGAUGAACCCCGAUGGCUAUGAGAAAUCUGUAGAAGGAGACGUAUCGGGAAUUUUCGGAAGGAACAACAGCAACAACUACGAUUUGAAUCGGAAUUUUCCAGAUCAGUUCAUCCAAAUCACCGAUCCCCUGCAGCCAGAGACCAUAGCGGUGAUGAACUGGCUGAAGACCUACCCUUUUGUGCUAUCGGCCAAUUUGCAUGGAGGAUCUCUGGUGGUUAACUACCCCUAUGAUGACGAUCGGCUAGGAGUUGCUACAUACAGUAAAUCCCCUGAUGAUGCUGUUUUUCAGCAGCUAGCUCUUGCCUAUGCCAAGGAAAAUGUGGAAAUGUUCCAGGGCCAUCCGUGCGACAACAUAUAUCCUGAUGAAUAUUUUCCUCGUGGCAUCACUAACGGAGCGGAUUGGUAUAACGUCCCAGGUGGCAUGCAGGAUUGGAAUUACCUGAACACAAAUUGCUUUGAGGUGACUAUUGAGUUGGGCUGUGUCAAAUAUCCCAAGGCAGAAGAGUUGCCAAAAUACUGGGAGAAGAACCGCCGGUCUCUGCUGCAGUUUAUCAAGCAGGUCCACCAAGGUGUCAGGGGGUUUGUUUUGGAUGCCACGGAUGGACGAGGCAUCUUGAACGCCACCAUCAGCAUUGCCAGCAUUGACCACCUUGUCUCCACCUAUAAAGCUGGGGAUUAUUGGCGCCUGCUGGCUCCAGGAACGUACAAGAUCACGGCAUCUGCCCGAGGGUAUAAUUCAGAGACAAAGAUGGUCAAAGUCGAAGAGAACAAUGCCCCACAAGUCAACUUUACUUUGAAUCGCAAAGGCCCCAAAGUUGAAGAAGGGUCAGCACCGCACGUGAGCAUGGCGGACUCCAACGGGCCGGUCACCAAGGAAUUAGAAACCCUGAUCAAAGACCUCUCAGCAGAGAAUGGCUUGGAGCAUCUCCUCUUGGCUUCUUCAGCUGAUGUUCAGCCUUCGCGUUACCGUCCCUACAAAGAUCUGUCUAUGUUCCUCAGAGGCUUGAAUUUGAAUUAUCCUGAAAUCACGAAUCUUGUUAGCUUGGGCCAGAGUCGUGAGAUCCGUCACAUAUGGUCCCUGGAAAUCUCUAACAAACCCAACCAGUCUGAGCCAGAAGAGCCGAAGAUUCGUUUCGUUGCCGGCAUCCAUGGAAACGCCCCUGUCGGUACCGAGCUGCUCCUGGCUCUGGCAGAGUUCCUCUGCAUGAACUACAAAAAAAACAUGGCUAUCACAAAGCUGAUUGAGAAGACAAGAAUAGUGAUUGUUCCGUCCCUAAAUCCAGACGGGCGUGAGAUUGCCCAGGAAGGCGACUGUACCUCCAAACUGGGACAAGCCAAUGCCAACGGCAAAGAUCUGGACACCGACUUUACAAGCAAUUCCUCUGCGGCAAGGGAACCUGAGACCAAAGCCAUCAUGGAGAACCUGAUACAGAAGCAGGACUUCAGCCUCUCCGUUGCCUUAGACGGAGGGUCCCUCCUUGUUACUUACCCGUAUGACAAACCAGUGCAGACAGUGGAAAAUAAGGAAACUAUGAAACAUUUGGCUUCUGUCUAUGCAAACAACCAUCCUACGAUGCACCUAGGACAGCCAAACUGUCCAAACAAAUCAGAUGAGAACAUCCCGGGAGGCGUGUUGCUCGGAGCACAGUGGCACAGCCAUCUAGGGAGCAUGAAGGAUUUCAGUGUCACGUAUGGGCAUUGCCCAGAGAUCACAGUAUACACCGGUUGCUGUUUCUUCCCAAGUGCAGGACAGCUCCAUACUCUGUGGACAGAGAAUAAGAAAUCUCUUCUCAGUAUGCUGGUGGAGGUUCACAAAGGAGUCUAUGGCUUUGUCAGAGACAAGCACGGCCGGCCAGUGUCCAAAGCCCAAAUUGUGUUCAACGAAGGGAUAAAAGUGUGCACCAAGGAAGGCGGCUACUUCUAUGUGCUUCUCGCUCCAGGCUAUCACAAGAUCCACGCCAUAGCGGAAGGCUAUCAGCAGCAGCAUGUCCAGGUCUUCGUUCGCCACGACAUGGCCAGCUUCCUGCAUAUACAGUUUGACAUAGACAACAAGAUCUUUGGCCUUCCAAGAGAGUUGGUGGUUACAGUAGCAGGUGCCACCAUGUCAGCUGUGAUCCUUACGGCUUGCAUCAUCUGGUGUGUGUGUUCCAUCAAGUCCAACCGGCACAAAGAUGGCUUCCACCGCCUACGGCAGCACCACGAUGAUUACGAGGAUGAGAUCCGCAUGAUGUCCACCGGCUCCAAGAAAUCACUCCUGAGCCACGAAUUCCAGGACGAAACGGACACCGAGGAGGAAACAGUUUACACCAGCAAACACUGAUCUUUCCCGUGGCAGGGGGUUCCCCUGCCGAGACACAUUUCGCUAACCUGAGCAUCGUCCCCAGCCAGCGGACGUAAAACGCAUGACCUUCCAAACCUCAGUUCUUGGUUCCAGGCCAAUUUCUGCUUCAUGCGCAAGAAGGCCCCACUGGACGGCUGGCUGUUCUUCUGUUUGGAAUCGGAAGUGGACCCCUUCAGCAAUUUAGCUAGGGUAAAACGGACACUCUGAUCAUGGAAGCUGCCACGGAAAAGCUGUGGCUUUUCUAGUACUUUGAAAAAUUUCCCUUUAAAAUCUUCUGAAUGCUACUUGUGGGUGGGGGGGGAAAUCCACAAUGGCCACCAAGGUUUGGUCUAAGCUGCUUAUCCACUGCAGCCUAUGGACAGUUGGAACUUUCUUUCUUUCCUGCCUGCCUGGAACAGUUUUCAGGGUUGGUUGCGAAGGCAUUUUUUUUCUAAAAAAACACAAAUUUAAUCCUCUUAAUUAUGGAGAGUAAAACUCCUUCUGCUGAGAAUGGCUUCAGGUCAGGUCUUCUUUGCAGAUGCCGUCUUGCAAAUCUGUGUUGAGAUACGGGAUGAUCUUCCUCUCCCAUUGAGGUUGCAUCUGUUGUUGUUGUUUUUAAAAAAACACAACACUUACUUUAAUUACCUUACACAGACCGUGGGGGGGGGGGAAUUUCUGCUGGUUUUCUUUGGGAAUAUAGAAUAGCAGGAGGUGCAUUUCUAUAUGGAGAGCGAAUAACUCCUGAUAAAGCCUAGUACUAAUAGGAGAUUGAAAUUUCAGCUUGGUGCCAAAUGUUGUUUUGUAAUUUAUUUCUGGAGUCUGCGGAAGCAUCCAGGGAACUGGUUUGUUCGACGGGGGCUGCCAGUCUAGAAAAUAACUUUCUGUAAGAAGAACAUGUUCUGUUCUUUGAAAGCAUCCGGCUGCUUUUUCAGGAAAAUGCCUUGUUUCUUUCCUUUUCAACAUGAAGUCGCUUAAAUGGCAGUCGCUGCUCUUCUGCCAAGACUGAAAUUUGUGUGGAAUUAUGAUGUUCUCAGAUUCUUCUUCUUCUUCUUCUUCUUCUUCUUCUUCUUCUUCUUCUUCUUCUUCUUCUUCUUCUUCUUCUUCUUCUUCUUCUUCUUCUUCUUCUUCUUCUUCUUCUCCUUCUCCUUCUCCUUCUCCUUCUCCUUCUCCUUCUCCUUCUUCUUCUUCUUCUUCUUCUGAACUUUUGUGCCCCGAAUAUCUAGUGGGUCUGUUUAGGAAGGAAGGUGGCACAGUGUGUUAUUUGGUCCUCACAUUAUAUGGUUGUAUAAGUUUAGCCUUUUAUUCUUGUAGCACUUUGGUGUGAAAUGUUAAAAAGAGGGGCUUAAAUGUUUGAGAAAAGCAAGAAGCUGUUGUACAGCUGAUUAAGUACUAGUGUUGGACUAGAAAACCAUGUUUAAACGAGAUCAUUUUCCUGUUUAUGCCUCAGGGAGUUGAAUUCCACCAUUCCUUGAUUAAGGUAAGACACGUUGGAUUAGAAUAUAGAUAAAAACAUGAUCUGCAACUCCAAAGAACUGGAUCUAUUAUAGAGAAUCCAUUUUGGUUCUUGUUACUACCCCAAAGUUUAACCUCAGACUCCUCAAAAUUCUUUCCUGGUCUCUUAAAACUUGCCAGAAAUGGGGACAAUGACUUAUUUUGAUGGCUUAUCCAGAGGCUUGGUUGUUACUAAUAAGGAUUUCUCAAAAUAGUUUUAAUUCCCUUUUGGAAUGUCAAAUCCACUUUAAAACUGGGGCAUUAUAAUAAUGUUGGAUUCUGGUCGUCAUUCCCAGGAAAUUCAUCGACAUAAUAUAAUACAUUUUAGCUAUCAAGACGCUAAACGUUUAGGCUGGGUUGUUGAUCGCACUAGGAAGUAGAACAAAUUGUAGGACUUAACCUUUAAAAUCAUCAAGUUAAAUGCAUUAAUUUUAUCCUUUAGCCGCUCAUUCUGGAUUCAGUUCCUUUUGGCUCCCUCCCAUCUGCUAGAAAGUGUGCAGUACUAAAAACCAAGUGCCUCAGUCUGUUAGCAUUAUCCAUUUAUCUUAGUAUAGCCAUGCCAGUAGAUUGUCCUCUAAGGUUCAAGCGAUGCUACCCCGGUCAUGUUUCUGCUUUAAUUCAACUUCGCUGCUUCUGGUCCAAUUAGCCGCAAGAGCUUUCUUUGAAAUGAAGUUGGGUGGUAACUGACUCCAAACCCCUAGCUGCUAUUUUGGGGUCGGAGUGGAGGGAAGGCAUAGGUUUCUUUAAUCUAUAUUGCAAUGUACGUUAUCCUCUUCAUAGCCCAGUCCAAAAUUUUAAAAAAAGGAAAGCAGUUCAUCAUCUCUGGAUGAAAUUUGCCAGCAAUAACUAGCGUGUUGAGUACCAGCCACAGAUCUUCUUUUAUAUUUUGUAUAACACCGAGAGUGGCGGAGAAGAAUAAAUUGCAGCUACCUGCG
Molecule: messenger RNA, 6509 nt
Organism: Ahaetulla prasina
Lineage: Eukaryota; Metazoa; Chordata; Lepidosauria; Squamata; Colubridae
Gene: CPD
Product: carboxypeptidase D
Exons: 21
Coding region: 16-4083 (1355 amino acids)
Biological process (GO): proteolysis
Molecular function (GO): zinc ion binding; metallocarboxypeptidase activity
Source: RefSeq, a predicted model, not a curated record